AUGAGCCUCGUCUCGCCGGAGGGGGCGUCGCCGCCGGAGCGGCCGCGAUGGAAAGAGGCGACCGCCGCGGACGGCCGCGCGUAUUACUACCACAAGGACACGAAGGAGACGGUCUGGACGAUCCCGGACGAGCUGCGCGCGUACCGCGAGGCGAAGCGCGCGAGGAAGGCGGCAGCCGCGACGGACGCUGACGCCGAGAUCGAGGGACGCGGCAGCCCGACGCCGAUACCGGAGCGGCUCGUCGCCCCCGCGGCGCCGCCGACGCCGGUCAGCGCGACGAUGAAGAUCUCCCCGAGCGGCGAUAACGUCCGCGUGGACAUCGCGUCCGACGGCGAGAUCGAGGAGGAGGACGGCGUCGCGACGACGGAGGUGGACGACGAGGCGAAGACGAAGACGAAGACGGUCGCGGCGGAGGCGAAGGAGGAGGAGUCGUUGACCGAAACCGCCGGGGAGGACGAAUCGGAAUCUAAAUCUACGUCGGCGCCGCCGCCGCCGCCGGAGCCGGAGCCGGAGCCGACGAAGCCGAAAGCGGCGGCGCCGCCGAAAGCGGCGAGCCCGGUGAGGGCGACGAUGAAAAUCUCCCCGAGCGGAGACAACGUCCGGCUCGACGUCGGUCUUCUCGAGCCGGCGCCGGAGCCGGCGAGCCCGGUGAGGGCGACGAUGACGAUCUCGCCGAGCGGAGACAACGUCCGCGUCGACGUCGGCGUGGACGACGUCGGGAAGGAAGGCGAGCCCGAGAAACCCGCGGCGGCGGCGAAGGAGACAAAAGUAAAGGAAAAGGAAGUCGCGGUCGCGAGACCGACCACGGCCGCCGCGAAGCCCGAGGCUAAGAAGAGCGCGGCGGCGGCGGCGGCGGAGGCGAAGCCGACGACGCGGUCGAGCGUCGCGGCGGCGGCGUCGAAGCGCGCGUCCGCGUCGUCGUCGUCGUCGAAUAAAAGAGAAAACGAAACACCGGGGACCGCGGCUGCCGCGGGGGUGUACGGCGCGCGCGUCUGGAAGAAGUCGAGCGCGCGCGCGAGCGCCGGAGAGACGCCGUGGAACGACGAGUUCGCCUCCGCGGCGGCGACGGCGGCGGCGCGGCGAACGCGCGCGAGCACCGGGGGCAUCCGAACCGCGACGACGUCGGCGACGACGACGACGGCGAGCAAGCCGCGGCCGCCGGGACCGCCAGGGGGCAAGAAGAAGCCGCCGCCCGCGGCCUCGUCCGCGCCCUCGACCGUCGCGCCGCUGACGCGCGGAGGCGUCUCGAGCGAUGAGCCCUCCUCGCGCGAAUCGCGAUUCGGCGCGACGAAACCCCGCGCGGACAUCGCGCUCGCGGAGCCGGACUACGCGCUCGUCGGCGAGCUCCACAAGGGGUUUUUAAUCUCCGACGCGAAGCCCGGGAAGUCGAAGGAAGACCUCGCGCGCGAGAAGGGCGGCCCGAGGGUGAUGUUCAGCUCGAACCCGAAGUACCGCGGAAAGAGCGCUGACGGGCACUACUUCUCCGGUCCGGACAUGAACGCCGCGAAGCCGGCGUCGAUGCUCAAGAGCGUCGGGGGGUCGAAUAAAGACGGUGGCGACGCGAAGAAGAUCGCCACCGGCGCGGACGGGAAGAAGCUCUCGAAGAAGAAGCAGGAGGAGCUCGCGCGCGCGCGGCUGCAGAGACAGAGGGAUUUAGAGGCGCGCAAAACCGCGGCGAAGGAAGCGGCCAUCGCGAAAGAUUCCAUCGUCACGUCCGAGAUGGAGUUCUACCGGGAGAUCGUCGGCAAGAUGGCGACGCGGUACAACAGCGUCGUGAACGAUAAGAUCCGAAUCGAAAAAGAGCUGGCGCAGCUGCAGAUCGACUUCGCCGCGCAGGAGCUGAAGAACCAGACGCUCGCGGACGACGGGCGGAAGGAGUCGAACCGAGCCGCGGACGAGGAGGAGUUCCGCACGCUCAACUACGGGCACAUCAUCAUACGCCUUCGCGAGGAGGACCCGACGUCGGAGAAGCGGCGAGCGAAUCCGCACGCGACGCUGAAAACGUCCGCCCCGAAGGCGUUAGCCGCGUCCGCCCGUAACGCGUCGCAGCGCAGAAAGGACGACGUCAUCGAAGCGACGCAGCACUUGACGUGGACAGACCCGAUCGUGCACGAGAUGGAGCGGUUCGAUAAGGACAUGACGUCGGACAUGACGUCGCGCCGAGCGCGGCUGGCGACGCUGUUAAACGAGCGGCGGCGAGCCGAAGAGAUGCUCGCGCGGACCGCGGCGUCGCUGAAGGAGAAGCGCGAGAACUGGCAAGAGCAGCUGACGCUGUUGCGGAGCCGCCUGCUCGCGUCGAGGGCGCAAGACAAGGCGAUGAACGACCGCCAGAAGGCGUUCAAGGAGCAGCUCGUGAAGAUUAAGCGACAGGCGGAGGAGGAGGCGUAUUCGAAAGCCUCGGGAGGGGCGCCGAAGGGCAUGCGCGGCGCGAAGGGCACGCACGCGAAGAGUUUCCUUCAGAUGCUGAAGUCGUCGUCCAUCGCGUUAGAAGAAGAGCGGAUGGAGGACGCGCUGCGACGGAUCCAGGCGGUGACGCCGGACAUGGAGCCGGACGAUCUCGUCGCGACGUUUAUCAACCGCCGAGAAGAGAUCGAGAGCGUUCGAAACGAGUCCGUCGCGGUGCAGUCGCAUCACGACUACCUCGUGGCGAGGCACAAAGAGCUGCUCGAGGAGCUCGCGAAAGAGAAAGAAGACGCGAUCACGAGCGCGGAUUCGGCGGGGGGGAAGAACAUCGAUAAGCAGCUGUUCGCCGCGCGCAGCGGCGAGGCGAAGCUCGAGAGCGGGCAAUACCGCGAGGAGAAGCGCACGCGCAUCAACAAGCUCACCGCCGACGCGUCGGAGAAACAGAUGAACGAAGCUUCCGCCGCGGUGUAUAACCUGCUGCAGACGACGCUGCUGUUCAGCGAUCGUCUCGACAAGGUGGACCCAGGGGUGUGGACGCGGAUGACGCCGCGGAUCGACGAGUCGUCCAGGAACGCGUCCGCGGCGUCAUUCUCCGCCUCGGACGGCAAAAAGCCGCUGGAAAACCCGGCCAUCUCGCGCGCGAAGCAGGGCGCCAAGACGAAACUCAGCGCGGUGAAAUCGAUCGCGAGCUUGAAACGGAUAAUCUCCGUGCGCAGGAGCGCGUCGCCGACGCCGUCCGAGGACGACGGCGAAUUCAAGGCGGCGAGGGAGGCGGCCAAGGCGGAGGCGGCGGCGAAAAAAGCCGCGGAGGAAAAAAAGAACGCGGGAAAAGACCGCAUGCGUCGCACGCGAUCGAACCAGUCGAUCGCGUCGAGCGAGGACGACGACGCGAACGUCGACGCGGUGAACCGCGACGCGCGUCUGUACAUCGACUCCCUCGUCGCGUUCUUCGACGUCAUCGACCGCGGGAACGUCAUCGCCGCGGCGGAUUUGCACAAGGCGAAGGUGCAGGCGCGCGCGCGAAAGUUUGGCCGUAGAGUAUCGCAGGUCGAUCCCAUCUUGAUGAAAGCGCUCGCGGACGCCGACGCCGAGGACGACGACGACGGCGACGGAGACGAGAACGCCGUCAACGCGAACGCGCCGUCGUCCGCGAAGAAGAAGAAGAGCCCGCUGAACGACCCGUUUAACGUUCGCGUCGUGGAAAACGUCGACGCGGAUUCGGAAGAGGCGGCGAUCGAGGUGGAGGAAGUCCUCGAGGAGAUCCACGAGACCCCGAAGGAGAGAGACGGGAUGAAGAUCGUCAGCAUCGCGGAGCUUCGGAAGCGGAAGAAGAAGCCGAAGCCCGGGGAGACGGACGAGGAGGAGUUAUGGGCGAGGGAACAGGAGAAGAGGCUGAUGAGCGCGAGGAAGUCAAAGCCCGCCGCCGCCAAGGCGUGAGCGACGGGGGAGGGGGGGUAUCGCGAUGCGUGAGGAAGGCGCAGGGUUCAGGGUUUAGGGUUUGACGUGUACGUGCGAAGUAGUCGUUCGUU
Micromonas pusilla CCMP1545 is the source of this 3932-nucleotide messenger RNA. RefSeq lists its product as uncharacterized. The transcript has 2 exons. The coding region runs from base 1 to 3840 and encodes 1279 amino acids. NCBI's taxonomy places the organism in Eukaryota, Viridiplantae, Chlorophyta, Mamiellophyceae, Mamiellales, Mamiellaceae. Gene Ontology annotation, molecular function: protein binding. The record is from RefSeq and is a predicted model, not a curated record.